Messenger RNA from Didymosphaeria variabile, 1620 nucleotides. RefSeq lists its product as uncharacterized. The transcript has 2 exons. Lineage: Eukaryota; Fungi; Ascomycota; Dothideomycetes; Pleosporales; Didymosphaeriaceae. The coding region runs from base 1 to 1620 and encodes 539 amino acids. The record is from RefSeq and is a predicted model, not a curated record.
AUGGCGCAGCCGCAGGCGCCGGCCAUCUACCGGCUUCCGCCCGAGCUUCUGCUGCAGAUAGCCGGUCACUUGCGUGCUGAAACCGCUUCUGAUCUGGUACAUCUUCGCAACCUGUGCUUGGUGUCUAAGAAGCUUUUACCUGUUGCCCAAGAGCAGCUUUACGCAAACGCUGAGCUUCCCAAUGCUUGCGGGUGCCACCCUACCGUCAAUUCUGCAGUUCAGCUUUUGCGCACGUUACUUGAACGUCCUGAGCUCGCACCGCACGUGAAGAGCCUCCGGUUCUCGGUGGUCCGGCGCAAUGUUGGUCGGCUCUACCAAGAUGAAUACCCCAAGAAAAAUCUCGACCUUCCCGCGCUCCGAGAUCUGUGCGCUGUACAACUUCACAAGCUAGGCUAUGGAGAAGGCCAUCCGUGGUCGGCUUCGCUUGGAAACAACGUUGAAUCAGCCUACGCAGGCCUCCUGCUCUGCGUUCUCCCUAACCUUACGAAACUACAAUAUACCGUCAAGGAGCUUCACCGUGGAUGCGGAGUUGCAGACCCCAAUCCGGCCUUCUUCGGAACAUGCUCCCUACCAGCUAUCCUCACUGCUACCUUGCAGACGACGCUUCAGGAGUUGUGUACGUCAGACCUGACAUUCUUACGCUCCGUUGCUUUCGACAGUCUGAAUGUCCUCAAUAUCACGUCCAUCACUGUUCAAACUCUUUUACAGUUGAACGGUCCCAAUACAUUUCGAGGGACUGCGCAGUUAUCGGAACUAUGCAUUGGGUUGUCGGUGUACCUAUUGGACAAGGACUGCAUCACCGAUGUGCAAGUCAGCUUCCGUGAUCUUAUCGACGCACUCGGGUGCCAUAAGCUUUCCACUCUCAAGGUCAAGCUCGAACAUGAGAAUUAUUGUAUUCUUCAUAACCCCACAUUUGACGUUCAGCUGCUUGUGGAUCAGCUGUCUAGUCUCCAUUCUACACUCAAAGUUCUAGAAAUUGACUUGGAUCCGCUAGAAGAGGCUGAUGAAUGGGACUUCAUAGUUAUGCGAUGCAAGAACAUGGGCUCGUCAAUGAACAGCUUCACAAACAUGGAAUGGCUCAAAAUUCCGCAAGCGUUCCUCUUCGCUAAUCUAGAAUCCGAGCACAAGGUUAUGCCACAAGAUCUUCCAAAGAAGCUUCAGCGCCUUGAGGUUGUCUCCCCGGAUCUAGCUAUCAUUCCCUGGGCUAAACACAUUCCCGACGUAUCAGAAGAGCUUGAGGACUUACGCGAGAUAUUCCUUCACUGUCGAGACGAAGUCAAUACCCCAGCGUCUAUCUUUUCGAAGAAGGUCAAGCCGGUGUGGUCAGAGUUGCUUUUCAGCUGCGGUGUCGCCUGUUACAUUGUCGAUUUGACGUCCAAGACAACCAAAAGUCUGCCCUCCCUUUAUGAAGACGAUCCGGGUGAGAGCGACGACGAGGACGACGAUUGGGACGACGGUAAUGACGAAGAAGGUGAAGAUGAGGAGAGUGUCAACAAGCGCGACACCGAAGAUUAUGAUGACGAAAGUGACGAAGAUAUGCCGGAUCUGGAACCUUUUGGAGCGGCCAAUGAGCUAGAUGACGAUACUAUCCCCAGUGUGACGAUAGACGACAUGGACUAA